This is a messenger RNA of Rhipicephalus sanguineus (brown dog tick), 2359 nucleotides long. RefSeq lists its product as uncharacterized. The transcript has 8 exons. The record is from RefSeq and is a predicted model, not a curated record. Bases 19 to 1458 code for a protein of 479 amino acids. NCBI's taxonomy places the organism in Eukaryota, Metazoa, Arthropoda, Arachnida, Ixodida, Ixodidae.
CACACCGGCAGAGGCUGCAUGCGAGCGACCGGAAGUCGCAAACCCAGAGAGUCACGUCCGGAUCUCGUUAUCAGCGAGAACUUUGGAGACCGCCGCCAGUCAGCUGAUCGCCGCCAACUGAGCGCGCCGGGUUUAUUGUUUUCUUUGGGCGUCAUGGACUACGAUUCCAGUGAAGAAGAAGAGAUCGUCACUGUGCUGAUGUGCUCAGCCAUCGUGUCAGCGCUGGCAGAGCGGAAGCCUUCAAAGAAGAAGAGGCGGUGGUGGGUGCGACCGUCCCUUCGCUCGCGAGAGGUUGCUGGCCACGCAAGCCGCCUGCUUCCCGACCUGCGCUCGCACGACGAAGAAUAUUUCCGAGACUUCCUGCGAAUGCCGCCAAGAACUUUUGACACAUUGCUAGAGCUGCUGCGUCCCGCCAUCUCGAAGCAAGACACUAACUACCGGCCUGCAAUUUCGGCGCACGAUCGCCUGGCCAUGACCAUUAGGUUUCUGGCCACAGGCGAGACGCAGAGGGACGUGGCCUUUAACUUUCUUGCAGGAAGGUCCACAGUCAGCUCUGUAGUGGCGGAGGUUACUCAGGCCCUUUGGCUUGUACUCGAGCCACUGUACCUCCAGCACCCUUCAACGGCAGAUGAGUGGAUGAAGAUAUCACAGGGGUUUCACGAGAGGUGGAAUGUCCCUCACUGCCUUGGAGCGAUUGACGGAAAGCACGUGACCAUAGAGUGCCCUGCUAACUCCGGGUCCGUGGACUUCAAUUACAAACGGUCCUUCAGCAAGUCGCUGCUUGCUGUGUGUGAUGCCCAAUACAGGUUCAUAUACGUGGAAGUUGGGCACCCUGGAAGCGAGAGUGAUGGCGGGAUUUUCUCUCGCUCCACUCUUCAAAAGAAUGUUUUGCUGGGGGCACUGGGCUUGCCGCCAAUGAGUCCUGUUGGCAACGAGGGUCCUCUCCCAUAUUUCUUCGUUGGUGAUGAGGCCUUCCCGCUGAAGGAGUACAUGAUGCGGCCCUACCCAAGACGGACACUCCAUGACGACGACAGCAAGGCCCACGAGCGCCGCGUCUUCAAUUACAGAAUGACCAGGGCACGCCGCGUCAUUGAGGAUACCUUUGGUAUCCUGGCACAAAGGUGGAGGAUGCUGCGACGACCCAUUAAGGCGAAAGAAGGCAACAUAAAGGCAUACAUUGGAGCGUGCAUAGUGUUGCACAACUUUCUUCUUAAAGAGUCCGCAGCCGCCUCCGCCGCCUAUUGCCCGCCUGGUGCCACAGACAGCGAGGACUGGGAAGGCCGCCUUUCACCUGGAAGUUGGAGGGACGAGGAAGCAGUCGGUGGAGCGCUCUUGCCACCGAGACCUACCGGCUGCAAUGCUGCGAGGUAUGCGAAGCAAGUGCGAGACAAACUGGCGCACCACUUCGUCACAGACGGUCAAGUUCCCUGGCAAGACAAAGUGGUGAACAGCGCUUGAAGUAUACAAGUUCAAGGGGUCCACAACGGUUUCCUCAGUCGUGUCCUCGGAGGUUUCGGGGUCCACUGCAUGACUUGGCCCUGGCGCUGAACUGCAGUGAUGACAACUCUUUUCCAUGUAUUUGACAACGCUAGUGGUACAUGCACUGUUAGCAUUCUUUGCAUCAGGUGUGUGUUACGUGCAGCUGCAAACACGAGUGCACUCAAGGGGUUAUUACCAUUACACCAAGUCUUUUGCAUUACUUCUUUUGAUAACAUGACUGUAUGAAUGAUGUGCAGAAGCACAAGUUCGAUGUUUUUAUUAUGUUGGUCAUCAUACACUAUGUAUGGACUUAAAUGUGAACAUCUGCAACAGAGAUCUCACUGGCUGCAUGCAUCAAAUUUAUGCAGUCAUUCUGAAAUGGCUGUAUAAACGUUGGGUCUGAUCAAAAACUGUGUGUGGUGUCAGUUACGCUUCUUGAAUACAUGCUGCGUGUCUUAGUGAGCAUCAUUUCACUGGUACAGAUGCAUUAAUGCUUAAGAUUAUUUGCCUCGCUUGUAAUGCAACCAACUCUGGGCCUGCACUGGUUUAUAACUGGACACUUGUUAAGAACACAACGACGUGCAUGUGUUUCCUAUGUGUGCAGAAAAUGCAUGGUUCACUUGAGAAAACGCGUGUUGGGGCUAGUUGCUAAUGCAUAUUUUUUCUUUUUCAAAAAUAUCUAGCGUUGACCAAUAACCAGAUUCACACAAACGCAGCACCUGUCCCGUCAUGUCUUCCUGUGUACUUCUGUGCAAUGUUUAGUUCUAUAUUUCUUUUUGAAAAUGCAGUGGCUGGGGCGAGCUAACGGAUUGCAAAACACCUUUAAACCAUGCUUAUGUUUGUGAUAAUUUUACACUAUAAAACCACCACAAAAUGGAAA